Molecule: messenger RNA, 1680 nt
Organism: Radiomyces spectabilis
Lineage: Eukaryota; Fungi; Mucoromycota; Mucoromycetes; Mucorales; Radiomycetaceae
Product: kinase-like domain-containing protein
Exons: 2
Coding region: 1-1680 (559 amino acids)
Biological process (GO): microtubule cytoskeleton organization; intracellular signal transduction; protein phosphorylation
Cellular component (GO): cytoplasm
Molecular function (GO): protein serine/threonine kinase activity; tau-protein kinase activity; ATP binding
Source: RefSeq, a predicted model, not a curated record
AUGGCCGAAGUCCACCCACACACAUCAAAUUUCUCAGUGGGGAAUGGAACCGUCACCAGUACCGUCCCGCUCAAAGCGAUCGGAAACUAUAUCAUGCGAGAAAGUAUCGGUAAAGGAAGCAUGGGCAAAGUCAAACUGGCCGUGCACAAGGUCACGGGAGAAAAAAUCGCUGUCAAAAUUAUUCCACGUGCGGAUGCGCACAAAUGCAUGUCAGCCAAACAAUGCGCACACGAACAAAGUCGAGAAAUGCGAACGAUUCGAGAAGGCCAUAUCAUGCUUCUUCUGAAUCAUCCUCACAUUGUGCGCUUAAAAGAACUCACAACCAUCGGACCUUAUUUCUAUAUUCUUAUGGACUACGUAGGUGGCGGUCAAUUGUUGCAUUACAUCGUCAAACGAAAUCGAUUGUCGGAGAAACAUGCACGUCACUUUGUUCGCCAAAUCGUUAGUGCAUUGGAUUAUAUGCAUCGUAAUUCGGUGGUUCACCGUGACCUCAAAAUCGAAAACAUCAUGGUCGAUCAAUCCGGUCGCAACAUCAAAAUUAUUGAUUUUGGAUUAUCCAAUCUUUUCUGUCCCGAGCGAUUACUAAAGACCUACUGUGGAUCGUUGUAUUUCGCCGCACCCGAAUUACUACGAUCCACACCGUAUCGUGGCCCCGAAAUCGACGUGUGGAGUCUUGGCGUAGUCAUUUACGUUAUGGUGACUGGAUCCAUGCCAUUUGAUGAUCGAUCCAUGCCUGGCCUUCACGAAAAAAUCAAAAGCGGUCAAGUCGCCUACCCUGCACACCUUAGUCCAGAAUGUCGCGAUUUGUUAUCGCGUGCAUUUAAAACCGAUCCUGAAGCAAGAAUUAUCCUGGCAGAUAUCAUUCGACAUCCGUGGCUGAACAAAGGUUAUGCUGCACCAGUGGAAAACUAUCUCCCCACGCGAAAACCUCUGCAACUGCCUCUGGAUCCUAGAGUCGUUCAUUCAAUGACUUACGGGUUUAACAUGGGCACCACACGAGAUAUCCGUUUAAAGCUAGAGCUUAUCGUCAAUUCACCUAUUUAUCAGACGGCCGCAGACCAUGUGGCGACUUGCCAAGCCCACCAGGAUGCAUCGUCCUGUAUUACAAACCCUAUGACUGCUUCACCGUAUCCUCACGGCUACGAUGACCCACAAACCGUACCAGCUGCUUAUCAUCCUUUGCUGUCGCUUUAUUAUUUGACCCAAGAACGGCUCGUUCAAGCCGAAAAGAACAAGCGAGCAAGCCAGACUACCCGAACCACCUCUUGCUUAUCAACGAUCCCUAGUGGUUCGGUUUCUACCACUUCUGAUCAUGCAAGUAAUCCAAGUUCAGUCGAUCGUUCCAGGUCCCAUCCAUCGUUUUAUGCUACAUCAGCUGCUGCACCGUCUCCUGGGAUGAUUCCAUCAACAACACCCAUGUCCAUCGCUUCAUUACCAUCGAAACACUGCAAGCAUCGAUUAUCGUUGCCUACAUCCUCACGAUCAGACACGUCUCGGUACCCACAUGUUUUCCAACUUCCACCCUCGCCGCCCUCCUCGGGCGAAGAAAUGAGCGAAAGUCAAUGCACAAAACGAUCCAUGUCUGCUCCCAUGUCGACUUCUGGCGGACCUUCCCGAGACUGUUUCCAUCGCUUUCAAAGAUGGCUAUCUCGUUUCAAAAAGACUUCAAGAGGAGCAUAG